GUUAUUGUUCGGUUUCAGGAGUUAGGGGGAGGUCGGCGCUUUGUUUUUAUUUUGGGGGCUAUAAGCUGCCACUGGCGGGAUAAUUACAGUUAAAUAUUAGCCCCUCCAUGCCUGGUUCGAGAUUUAUUUUAAUAACAUAGCAUUUUAUUCGUUCAGGUGGUGGUAAGCUAACAAGUUAGGUUCCAAAGUAGCCGAUGGAUGCGCGGGUAUCGGAGUUAUUUGGCUCAGGAAAUGGACACGGCUCUGGGUCUCAAGGUGUUGCGUCCAAGUCGGGGAACGGCUUUGGGGUAGCCCCCAAAAAAGCGUCUGCAAAGAGCAAGAAGGCAAAAGCUCGAUUCUCUCGCAACUUCAAACCAAGCAAUAACACCCCGUAUCUACCUCCGGAGGCUGAAGAGGGAAACAUAGAGUACAAGCUGAAGCUGGUGAACCCCACACAAUACCGCUUUGAGCACCUGGCCACGCAAAUGAAAUGGCGACUGCAGGAGGGUCGAGGCGAAGCUGUCUAUCAAAUAGGUGUUGAAGAUAACGGCAUGCUGGUGGGACUAUCAGAGGAGGACAUGAGGGCGUCGCUAAAAACGCUCCAUAGGCUGGCAGAGAAAGUUGGAGCUGACAUCGCCGUUCUCAGAGAGAGGGAGGUGGAUUAUGACUCCGAUGUGCCUCGUAAGAUUGCUGAAGUUCUCAUUCGCAAGGUGCCAGAUGACCAGCAGUUCCUAGACCUACGAGUAGCUGUACUGGGCAAUGUGGAUUCAGGAAAGUCCACGCUGUUAGGGGUUUUGACACAGGGUGAGCUGGACAAUGGACGGGGAAGAGCGAGGCUCAACCUCUUCAGACAUUUACAUGAGAUCCAGACUGGACGCACUUCAAGCAUCAGCUUUGAGAUCCUUGGCUUUAACAGUAAAGGGGAGGUUGUGAAUUACAGUGAGUCUCGAACAGCAGAGGAGAUUUGUGAGAGCGCCUCUAAAAUGAUCACAUUCAUUGAUCUGGCGGGUCAUCACAAGUACCUGAAGACCACCAUCUUUGGCCUCACCAGCUACUGUCCAGAUUUUGCGAUGCUGGUCGUCAGCGCAAACACUGGCAUUGCUGGUACAACACGGGAGCAUCUUGGCCUCGCCAUGGCACUGAAGGUGCCCAUCUUUAUUGUUAUUAGUAAGGUGGACCUGUGUACACGGGCCACGGUGGAGCGCACAGUGAGGCAGCUGGAGCGUGUCUUGAAGCAGCCGGGCUGCAACAAGGUGCCUAUGGUUGUAAGCAGUACAGACGAUGCCGUCACAGCAGCACAGCAGUUCGCCCAGUCACCCAGCAUAACGCCAAUCUUCACCUUGUCCAGUGUGUCUGGAGAGAGUCUUGACCUGCUGAAGGUCUUCUUCAACAUCAUCCCUCCCCUCAGCAACAGCAAAGAGCAAGAGGAGCUAAUGCAGCAGCUAACUGAGUUUCAGGUGGACGAGAUCUACACAGUGCCAGAGGUGGGGACGGUAGUGGGAGGUACUCUGUACAGUGGUAUUUGCCGUGAGGGGGAUCCUCUUGUAGUAGGGCCCACCGACUCGGGCCAGUUCCACAAGUUGACCAUUGGCAGCAUCCAAAGGAAUCGCUCGGCGUGCAGGGUACUCAGGGCUGGCCAGGCUGCUACGCUUGCACUGGGCAACUUUGACCGGUCGCUACUACGCAAGGGUAUGGUGAUGGUGAGUCCAGAGAUGGAUCCGACCAUUUGCUGGAUGUUUGAGGCUGAAAUCGUGCUGCUGUUCCAUGCCAAGACCUUCCACAAGGGCUUCCAGGUUACUGUGCACAUUGGCAAUGUGAGACAGACUGCAACUGUGGAAGCUGUGUACGGCAAGGAGGAGCUGAGAACAGGGGAGAAAGCAGUGGUUCUCUUCAAGUUCAUCAAGCACCCAGAGUAUCUAAAGGUGGGAGCGAAGGUGCUCUUCAGACAGGGGGUGACCAAAGGCAUCGGCCAUGUCACCAAGCUGCAGCCCAUCGCCCAGUACCUGCCAUCCCAAAGGGAGGAUGAGGAAUCCUAAUGCUUUUUCGGACAAUCGCAGCAGAAAAACACCGUCCCACCCCCAAACAAGGUGCUUUAUAAACCACCUCCUGCUUUCUCCAAAGGCCACUCUGCCCUUUUCCUGGCACAGUAAAUCCCUAUUUACAGGGUUUUGUUGUUUUAUUACCCUUUUCCAAAGCCUUGAUACCAUCUUACCUGUUUGUCGUCUUCAGCCUUUUUAAUAACUGCUGAUGUUUUAGUGUGCUCUUUGGUGUUGAGAUUUAAAAGGGUGUUGCUUUUGAUGGCACUGAUAGGAGGAUACCUCUCCACCAGCUCUAUGGCAUAUUCACUCAGCAACAUCUACCAAAGUGAAAUAGAGGGAGAGAGAAGAUAUUGUUGCAUAGAUCAAUUGGUGGGAACUAGAAAACUGCAUUCUAACAUCUACAAUGAAGUGCUGCUUACAAAGUUUACAUCGAAACGCACUCCUAACACACAGUUCAACAAAGAUGCUAACACACACACUUUGCACUGAAAUAUAAAUGCCAGUGUUGUUACACCUGUGGCAGGUAACUGUUUGGAAACAGUUGCAAGUAUGAGAUGCUUUGAAAUGAAGGUCGUACUGUAUCACUGAUGUGAUACCCCCACAGCAGCUCGUCUGUGUUACCAGCAUAGUGCCUGACUGAAGAUUACAAACCUCUGAUCUCGCUAUUUGAAUUCUCUUAAAUCAUAUCGUCUUCUUAGUAACUGCUACUGAAAUGUGUGAGAUAAAAGCAAAAGCAAUGAGAUGCAGUAAUGAGUUUCAGACACAGCUUGUCAGUCGCUCGGAAGCCGAACCAUCUGGCUUCAAGCUAUGUUGCUGACAAAGGCACUUUAUGAAGGUGAAGGAGAGCAUUUUGAGUUAUGUAAAGUUUGAACUUGACCCAGUUUGUGUGUACGUCUGCCAAAAUAACUCACAUUGGCAAUCACCUUUUAUCUGUCACGUUUGUCGGUGAGAAUUAUUUUUUAUUCACAAAUAAUGCCUCACAAUAGCGCGGUGAGAUGGUAACGAUCUUGCUGCCUAUGUUUCAAGUGCUUUAGUUACUCAGGUCAGUGUAGAUAUUGUAUUAGACAGCAUUCCACUUUCACAGAACUACUCCAGGGGUGGGGUUUCUGUUGCAGACUUCGGGGGGAGGGGAGGGUGGUAGGGAGAUUUAAGGAAAAACAGACAAGGUUGUUUCUCCCAAAGAGAUUUGUUUUGAUUAUGCAUUGGUAUGUAAAGCUGUUGCAGCUUCGUUUAAAAGCAAUUACGUCUGAGGUACUUGAUGUCGUCUCUUCACUUAAGUUACUGAUGUCGCGAACUUCGAAGGGGUUUAAACACAGUGCCUAAUGGAACUACAGUCUGAGUAGGCUUCCAUUACAGCCCAAAGUUUUACAACUACUUAAGUUGGUGCUACUACUAGAAACAGCUUUUGAUAUUUAGUAGACAACUUUGAAAAUGAAUGUUAAUUACUUCUCUGUUCUGUUCUCGGCCUCACCAUUUGUCUUAUUAUUGCAUGUUGUCGUAAUUUAUACACACAUUAUUGUCCGACUGGCAUCAGCGAUAUACAGGACAACUCUGUUUUCUUGUUCCUACGUUGUUCGUGCACAGUUUGUGUGCAGUCAAAGACGGAUAAACUAAGACCGCAUUUCAACCAAAAUAUUUUAUAGCAUUUAUAAAGAGUUCAGGUGUUGAAGCUUGUUUUAAUGCAUCUCAGAAGUAUUUUAUAGAUUUGUAGUAGUUUCAGAUUUUACAGUUCAUUCAAACUCAUUUUUCACAGUUGCAGUGUAACACCGGCACAUCUUCACGUUUUUGAAAUCACGUUUAAGGCCUGUUUUAUCUUUAAUUGAAAGUAUACUAUUUUGAUCAUUGUUUUGGGUGAAAUGCAAUAUUUAUGUACAGAUCCAAUUUGUGUACCAUAAUGUACAUGAAUAAAACUUUUAUUGCCUCUUUAA
Messenger RNA from Stegastes partitus (bicolor damselfish), 3946 nucleotides. It is a transcript of the gene gtpbp2a, whose product is annotated as GTP binding protein 2a. The transcript is spliced from 12 exons. Gene Ontology annotation, biological process: translational elongation. Gene Ontology annotation, molecular function: GTP binding; translation elongation factor activity; GTPase activity. The coding region runs from base 195 to 2015 and encodes 606 amino acids. NCBI's taxonomy places the organism in Eukaryota, Metazoa, Chordata, Actinopteri, Pomacentridae. The record is from RefSeq and is a predicted model, not a curated record.